AACAAAAUAUCUGUCUGUAAAUCCUUUCAUAAGCGUCGCGUAGACAUAAACCCUGAAAACCCUAAUUUCAAUUCAUAUUAGCCCUUUUCAUCUUCUUGUUCUUCACUGUUCCACCUUCUUGGUUUUCAAUGGAGGAGCAAUCACUGAAUAUUCCCGAAACCUUCGUGUACGACACUCUCAGUCCCCUCGCUCUAUCCGCCGCCAAUUUCCCAUCUCCCGAUAACGGCGAAUCCUACUCCGUUUUCCGCAACGAGAUUUCAGUCGAUACUCCCCAACGCGCUUCUCCCACCUCCACCACCGUCGAUUUCUUCUCCCUCGACGUUACUUCCGAGGCCCACGGCGGCGUCUCCCUCCCAGAGCCGGUCGCCGCAGCGCCCGAACCGAAGACGCCGACUCCUGCGCCAGAGCCGAAGCUCGAGAGUGUCUGGUUCGGCGGGAAUUGCAAAUUUAAGAGUCCUAUGCUUCAGCUGCAUAAAGAAAUAGUGGAUUUUUGUGAGUUUUUGUCACCAACUGUUGAAGAGAAAGCUGCACGGGAUAUGGCAAUAGAAUCCGUGUUUGGAGUUAUAAAACACAUAUGGCCUCAUUGUCGGGUGGAAGUAUUUGGGUCAUUCAGGACAGGGCUGUAUCUUCCCACCAGUGAUAUUGACGUUGUGAUUCUGAAAUCAGGCUUGCCAAAUCCACAGAUUGGACUGAAUGCAAUUUCUAAAGCAUUGUCCCAAAGGAACAUGGCUAAAAAGAUUCAGGUCAUUGGAAAGGCGCGGGUACCAAUUAUUAAAUUUGUUGAGAAGAAGAGUGGUCUUGCAUUUGAUAUAAGUUUUGACAUUGACAAUGGACCCAAAGCGGCUGAGUAUAUUCAGGAAGCAGUACUUAAGUGGCCACCCCUAAGGCCCUUGUGUUUGAUUUUGAAAGUAUUUCUGCAGCAAAGAGAGCUAAAUGAGGUAUAUUCUGGUGGGAUUGGCUCGUAUGCCCUUCUUGCCAUGCUGAUGGCAAUGUUGAAGAAUCUUCGCCUGAGCCAAGCUUCUGCAGAGCACAACCUGGGAGUCCUUUUGGUGCAUUUUUUUGAUUUCUAUGGGCGCAAAUUGAACACAUCAGAUGUUGGUGUGUCCUGUAAUGGGACAGGCACUUUUUUUGUGAAAAGUAGUAAAGGGUUUUUAAACAAAUCACGGCCAAGUCUUAUUUCCAUCGAGGAUCCUCAGGCACCAGAAAAUGACAUUGGGAAGAACUCCUUUAAUUAUUUCCAGAUCAGGUCAGCUUUUUCAAUGGCAUUUAAAAAUUUAACGAAUCCCAAGAUCAUCAUGAGCUUAGGACCGAACAGGAGCAUUCUGGGGACUAUAAUCCGACCAGAUCCUGUUCUGCUGGAGCGUAAAGGUGGCUUGAACGGGGAUGUGACUUUUGAUAAGUUGCUUCCUGGUGCUGGCGAGCCAUUACAACAACAGUAUGGAGAACAGGACAUGUUAUGCAAUUGGCAGUUAGAUUAUGAAGAAGAACCACUACCACGGGGAGGCGACGCUAGUGCAGAGCCUAGCUCACGUUAUUCAGCAAAGAAGAGAAAAUCUGGUUCAAAGAAUUCCAGUAAGAAGCUAAAGGAAAAUGGGAUGAAAGGGAAUGAGGAGAAUGACUCUAGAAAAGAGAAGGAUAAAAAAAAGAGACGAAAGAGAAAAGCUCAACUAGAAGACAGCGGUUCUUAGACCAGACGCCGAGUUGCUGUGAGGUUUCUUACAAAAUGACUGUGGUUUGAAAAUGAAGGAAUAAAGGCAUCAUCAGAGUUAAAGCAAAUUUGAGUCCAUUGUUGUCACAGACCCAAGAUGCGAGCUCUAUUCCUUCCAUUCCUGCAAAUUAUCAUUUUUUAAUUUUUAUUGUUUCCCCAUUAGAUAAUUGGUUUCAAUGUCUGUAUUUUUGAAAUAGCAGAAUUCUUAUCCCUAAAUCGAGAGAGGAGCGUUAGUCUUAGAGAUUAAAUUUAGUUUAUUUAUUUAUUUAUUUAAAUAUAGGUGUGAAACUUGCUGUUUUAGGACCUGGGGAUUAGGAUUAAAAUUUUGUAAGGGAUAAACUAUGUUGUUGUCUGUCCUUUUUUUUGUUAAAGAAGCUAUGUAAACCAAUCUGACGAUGAAAGAAAUACUAGAGGAGAGUAUGCCAUAUGGUUUUGUUCAAAAUGAAUGCAAUCAAUCAUUUAUCUGGUUUUGAUA
Messenger RNA from Vigna radiata var. radiata (mung bean), 2183 nucleotides. RefSeq names its product non-canonical poly(A) RNA polymerase PAPD7. The record is from RefSeq and is a predicted model, not a curated record. Gene Ontology annotation, molecular function: mRNA binding; poly(A) RNA polymerase activity. Gene Ontology annotation, biological process: RNA 3'-end processing. Gene Ontology annotation, cellular component: TRAMP complex; nucleolus. The transcript is spliced from 13 exons. Lineage: Eukaryota; Viridiplantae; Streptophyta; Magnoliopsida; Fabales; Fabaceae. Bases 129 to 1688 code for a protein of 519 amino acids.